AUGGCAGCUUAUCAGGUCUCUUCUUCAUCCUCUUCUUUCUCGAGCAAUGAAGUGUUCUUGAGCUUUCACGGCAAAGAUGUUCGCACCAGUUUUGCCGAUUACCUCUACCAUGACUUAAUUGGGACUGGAAUUCGAACUUUCAGAGAUGAUGAGGAACUCAGUAAGGGAAAAGAGAUUGCACCUGAACUACUCGCUGCAAUCCACGAUCCACCAAAGAUUCAACAAAAAAUUAUUGUUUUUGAUGAUGUGGAUCAAGAUAUUCAAGUAAAGUCUUUGGCUGGGGACCGUGAAUGGUUUGGUAUUGGAAGUAAGAUCAUUAUCAUAAGCAGAAAUAAGGAUAUUUUAAUUGCUCCAAAAACAUAUGCGAUUUACGAGCCUGAGGUAAUGACUCCAGAUGAUUCUCUUAAGCUUUUUAGUCAUUAUGCGUUUGGAAGGGACCAACCUCUAGAAGAUUAUUUGGAUCUCUCAAAAAUUAUAGUAAACACUACGGGAGGACUUCCCCUGGCUCUUCAAAUAAUAGGUUCAUCUUUAUUUAAGAAAGCAAAAUCAGUAUGGACAGGCAUGUUAAAGAAGUUGAAAAAAGUUGCUAAAAAUGAUGUUAUGAAAUGCUUGAAAAUAAGUUACGAUGGAUUAAAAUAUGCAAAGCAACAAAUUUUUCUUGAUACUGCUUGGAUUAGUGAAAGUAGUAAAUUAGAGAUGCAUGAUGUGCUUCGGGAUCUUGGAAGGGAUAUUGUUCGUCAAGAGAGCAUUAAAAAGGCAGGGAAGCGUAGUCGAUUAUGGUUUCAAGAGGAAGUCUUGGAUGUAUCAGAUAAACAGACAGGAACAAGUAAGCGUGAAGGACUCACUAUUGAUUUCAGCAGUAGAUCAAGGAUUGAAUGUUCGAUGAAUGAAGGAAUUGCUAAAAUGACUGAACUAAGGUUACUCCUAGUUGAUUAUGCACAAUCAAUUGGGAACUUCACCAAUUCCUUUUCGGAACUGAGAUGGCUUAGUUGGAGAGGAUGCCCUAACCAAUAUGCACUGACCAAUUUUUGUCCAAAAAAACUGACUGUUCUCGAUCUAUCAAAUAGUAAGAUUACAGCACACUGGAUGGCUUGGAACUGCAUCAAGAUGGCAGUAAAUCUGGAAGUUCUAAGUCUCUCGUCUUGUUAUCAACUUUCUAGUACUCCUGAUGUUUCAGAAAAUCGACUCUUAGAGGUAUUGAUUAUUAAAGACUCUGAAAAAUUGGUUCAGCUCGACACAUCUGUUUGUUAUCUCAGGAACGUAGUCACAUUAGCUAUGAAUGGCUGCAAGAGGAAUUGA
Macadamia integrifolia is the source of this 1299-nucleotide messenger RNA. RefSeq names its product disease resistance protein L6-like. NCBI's taxonomy places the organism in Eukaryota, Viridiplantae, Streptophyta, Magnoliopsida, Proteales, Proteaceae. Bases 1 to 1299 code for a protein of 432 amino acids. Gene Ontology annotation, biological process: defense response; signal transduction. The transcript is spliced from 5 exons. The record is from RefSeq and is a predicted model, not a curated record. Gene Ontology annotation, molecular function: ADP binding.